Molecule: messenger RNA, 1217 nt
Organism: Vitis vinifera (wine grape)
Lineage: Eukaryota; Viridiplantae; Streptophyta; Magnoliopsida; Vitales; Vitaceae
Product: proton pump-interactor 1
Exons: 6
Coding region: 82-975 (297 amino acids)
Source: RefSeq, a predicted model, not a curated record
CAUACCAUUGAAGCCACUGAAAAUAGGAGUCCCUCCUCAUUCCCCCAUAGAUUUUGUGGCCUCACGGUUGAAUUGGUGAAUAUGGAAGAAGCCAACUUCAUCAUGAAGAAUUUGAGGGAUGAAUGGCCGGUAUUGGGGCAAAUCCAUCAGUCUUAUUUAGUCAAGUUUCAAUCAUGUGAACACCAGAAUGUGAAAACCGGAAUUGAAGAGACUGAGAAGAUGAUUGAGAAAUUGGAUCAAGAUGAAGAUCAGAUCAUUGAAAAGCUUAAGAAAAAAUUGUUAGAUCGAGACGAGCUGAAUUCAUUGUUGAAGACUCUAAGGUAUCGGGAAGAGGAUUUUGAAAGAAGUAUUGUUUGGAAGAGAGGGGAGUUGCACCCUCUGCAAGUAGCUCGAGACAAACUGUGUUCUGUGAACAAAGCAUACGAAGUGGGAACCAUUUGCUCCGGGGGAGAGCUAAAUACCUUAAGUCUUCAUCACCAAAUGCUGCAUAAGACCAAAAGUAUAGCCGAGGAGAAGAAGCUCCUUAGGGAAAUAAAAGUAAGCCAAACGGGGGCGGUUGAUCCAUGCUUGUCUAUGAAAAAGCUCAAUUCUAGAAUCAUGGGAUUGUACUCCGGGAUGCUAUGGGUAAGAAGAAGUUCAGCUGAGAGAAAGCAGCUGUUGGGAGAGAUCAAAGAGCUUGAGGUGGAAAGAGACAACAUGAUCUCUACUGCUAACUUGAAGGGAAAGGCUUGGGAUUCUUUGGGUUCAAAAGAAGCUAUACUAAACAAGAUCAAAGAUAUCAGCAUUGAUUUGGAUGGAACAAAGGAGAAGCACCUGUCAGUUAAGGCUGAAAUUAGGCAUGUUAAGAAAGAGAUGAGGGCCAUAGAUAAGUGUAUGAUUCCUUUACAGAAGAAAUUGGUAGCUGUAUACCGGGAAAAGGAUGUAACAUACAAACACCUCCUUGAACUGAGAAAACAAGAAGAUGAAGGGGUAUGAUGGCUUCCUUCUGAUUCACAAUAGCAUGUGCAAUGCAAAAAAAUUCCUUGAAUGAUGAAAUGUUUGGGACAGAGUUGACUUGGUAAAUAUGAAAGUUAUCAGUAUUCUAUCUGAAGUAGAUACAUUGAUGACUGCAGAUUAUUUUUACCAUUUCCUCUUCUCUUCAAGAACUUGAUUUAUCACCUUCUUAGCAGCAACUGAAAUCAUUUCCAACUUGAUUUAUUCUUACCGACCUGAAUUCA